Gamsiella multidivaricata is the source of this 806-nucleotide messenger RNA. RefSeq lists its product as uncharacterized. Bases 96 to 689 code for a protein of 197 amino acids. The transcript has 2 exons. The record is from RefSeq and is a predicted model, not a curated record. NCBI's taxonomy places the organism in Eukaryota, Fungi, Mortierellomycota, Mortierellomycetes, Mortierellales, Mortierellaceae.
GAUGCAAAGUAUCUGACGGAAGAUGACUUCUUGAAGCUGCACAGGGAUCGGAGUCGACACCAGCAGACAAGCAUGCAGUGUCCAAAUACCUCCUGAUGAACGCCUACGACAUAACUGUACCUGAGAUUGCCACGCCUCAGUGGGUCGAGACAUAUGACAACGAGUGGGAGAAAAGGGUGUACAAGGACCUGCGUGCCCUGUCUGUAGCUAGAGGAGACACAAUACAGGAUAUGCUCGGCGCAGUCCAGCGGCGGGAACGGCUCUCCCAAAUGUACUACAGCAGCAUAGACGAAGGAAUUCCAAGCCAAGCACUUCACAAGCUCGCAGAGUCCCGAUAUGUCAAGUUGAGAUAUGCAGUGGACAUCAUGAUGCCUUGUGGAUUUGCGGAUACAUUUGCCCACAAUAAGGUACCUGCUCAGGAGCUUCGAGACAGCAUCGAUACGAUUUGGGGCGACAUCGUGGGUGAGAUGGGGAACAUGUGCACGACACUAGGCAAGGAGAAGCCAAGACACAAUAACUGGACAUUUAAGAACCAGCUUGGCUUCCUGAACACUGUCCUGUAUGAUGUUUUGAGCAUGAAGAUCAUGGCAGUCAAUAAGCGCAGGACAAUAUAUGAACUAAGGCAUUUCUCAAAUGUGGGAAUCACAUCGGACUUGCAAGGUGUCGCGAACCAUAGUCGAGUGCAAUGAGUGCUGUCGUGGUGAGGAAAUUCGAUCGGCGGUAUUUGAUUGGUCGAAAAUAAGAAAGGUGAUCGAGCGCGCGCUCAGCGCUCACCGGCAGAGAAAAAAAUCGCCGUUAAAAAAAUC